AUGUUCAAGCGCUCGUCGCUGGGCCGAGCAUCAGCAUCAGCUCCAGCCGCGCCCUGCGCCAUCAAAGUGGUGGUGCGCUCCCGUCCGCUCAGCGACAAGGAGCUGCAGAGCAAGACCCCCGUGGUCGUCAGCGUCUCCCGCUGGGCCGUGCAGGUGGUGAACCCCAUCGUGUUCGCUGACCCGGCCUUCGUCGAAGUCCUCGGCCUCCCGUCGACCAGUGACUCGACCCCAGUAUUGACGCUGAGUGCGGCGGCCAUCGCUGCGGCCAACACGGCGGGCGAGUGCCGGACCUUCCACUUCGACCGGUGCUUCGGGUCCGCUCUGCCGGCGGGCGGUGAAGCAGCCGACGUGGACGACGACACGCAGAGACCCAAUCAGGAGCUCAUCUUCGACGAGGUCGGCCAAUCCGUGAUCGACUCGGCCUUCCAGGGCUUCAACUGCACCAUGCUGGCGUAUGGACAGACGGGCAGCGGCAAGACCCACACCAUGGUGGGCGAUAAAACUGUCCAAGGCAAGGGCGUGAUCCCGAGGGUGUGCGAGGCUCUGUUUCGGGAGAUCGACGCUCGAAGGGACAAGGAGGCGGCGCUACAGGAGGAAGACGGAGGAGGAGAAGACGUGGAUGUCAAGCGGACAAUUUAUAGCGCCCAUGUGAGCUACUGCGAGAUCUACAAGGAGAAAGUGAACGACCUCCUGGACACGGAGGUGGCGACGGAGAAGCGGAGACCGUCGUUUUCGACCCAGACGCAAGGAGGAGACUCGGAUUUAAGUGCAUCGACGACUCCAAGACGGACGCUGAGAGUUCGAGAGCACCCAGUGACGGGGCCUUUUGUGGAGGGGCUAAGCAUCCGCUCGGUCACAUCGUAUGCCGAUAUCGCGGAGGACAUGCUAGCGGGAGAGAAACUUCGAACGGUGGCGUCGACGCUCAUGAACCCCGUGUCGUCCAGGUCGCAUGCUGUGUUCACGAUCACAUUCACCCAGACGACGUUCGACCCAGUCUCGCAGUGUGCGAAUGAUAAGACUUCAAAGAUCAGUAUGAUUGAUCUUGCGGGUUCGGAGCGUGCGAACGUGUCGGGUACGAGUGGCGACAGACUGAAGGAGGGCGCUAUGAUCAACAAGAGUCUUACGACACUUGGACGAGUCAUAUCCGCUUUGAGCAAACAAGCUACAGAUCGGAUCCCGUAUCGAGAUAGUACACUGACGUGGCUGCUGAAGGAGAGUUUGGGAGGAAACGCGAAGUUUCUAACCGAUCAUAUCGAUAUGACAGACAACGAUGUUCGCUAUGAUCAGUCCGUCCGCAGAUGUACACUGACAACAACGUGUGCCACUUUUUCCAUUAAGAAUUAUGACGAGACCAUGAGUACGCUGCGAUAUGCCGAGUCUGCUAAGAAGGUGAUGAACCGCGCUGUUGUGAACGAGGACAAAAACGCCCGCAUCAUCCGCCAACUCCGCCAAGAAAUCGAGCAGCUGAGAGCUCAGCUCGCAAGGAAAGAAGGAAGUCCCGGCAAGGAGCGCGUGAACGCCGGCAUAUCCGCGAGUUUGGUGGAGCGUGAGUCGUUCUACGCCGAGUUGCAGAACGAGGUGGAGUUCUUCCGCUCGCAACAAAAGUACUUGGCUACGUCGACGGCUCCGCCCGCUAUUCACCUGAGCGACAGCCUCCCCAGCCUGGUCAAUAUGAGCGCUAACCUCGUACCGGGCGAAGCUCUUGCGUACGUGCUGGUGGAGGGAACGACGUUGUUCGGAUCUGACCCCAAUCCCGAUAUGACCAAGUACGAGACUGUAGAAGUGCAGCACGACCACGAUGAGUCCGAGGAGAAAGAGAGCAGUGAAGGCGAAGUCAAGCCGCCCAAGCCGAAGAAACGCCACGGAUCCUGGACGUCGACGAUGCUGAGGCGACGCAAGAGCUCCUCGAAGAGUGCCCCCUCCACUCCAAGCCGGAAGGCGUCACGAAAAGGGUCCAAAUUGGAUGUGUCGGAAGUCGCUUUGGCUCUUUCGGCGGAUAAACGAUCGGUCAUGCAAGUGUGCAAGCUGCCAGGCGAUGAAGUGAGCAGGAUCUUACCUCGUCACGCUCGAUUCACGUGUACUCGUGUGCCAGACGCCGUUGCCGGUGACGAAGACACAGCCGAGUACGUUGUGGAGCUUGAAUCGCUAGACCCUACUGCGAUUCUCUUGGUGAAUGGUCAGCCGCUCGAAUACGGCAGCGAGCACCCGAUGAAGCUUCAUCACGGCGACCAAGUUCGACUGGGCAAACCCUACUGCUUUCGUAUCCAUGUUCCUGGGUACGUUGUCCCGACGCCACGAAUCGCCGAAGCAGUGGAACAACCACCCGAGUUGGAGAUCGAUAAGGACGAGGGUCGGGCGCUCGAGGCGCUCGUGAAGGAAGCCAACGCGAUCUGCACGAAAUGGGUCCUCAACACCGAGUUUGCCGUGGGAACAGACCAAGUAGACGGAAAAGAGACGCCGACGGUGAUUGUGAAGAAGAAACUGGAGGCCAACUGCUGCAGCACCGUCCACUGGGACCGAACCAUGCUCGAGCUGAAGCUCCAGUUCUUGCGAGAAUUCGCUGCGUCACUAGAGAACGUCGUGUCGUUCACAGCCGACGACACCCCCAAGAUCGAAGACUUGCCGAUCCCCGAGCCAGCCCCGAAAGUUGCUGCCCCUCGACUUCCAAGUCAUUUGGCUGGGCACAGUCGGAAGUCUUCGUACAGUGAAGAAACACCCCUCGUUGAGAAGCUCGAGCACUCGGGAGUGACCGGCCAGAGCAAGCCACAACCACACGCCCAAACGAUGUCAUCGCUGCGACUUCUUGGAUAUGGAAGGGUUUAUCUUGCAGCUCAAGCUCCGGGCUCUAGGGUGCCGCUCUCCGUCGCGAUCUACGAUUUCUCCGGUCACUAUAUCGGUAAGCUGGGGGCGCUACUGGAAGGGAUCUCGGCAGUUGCGCUGCCAUCAAAGAAGAGAAGCAUCUUAUCGCCAAAAGCGCCGUCAAUGUCGAUGCAUCGUGUCUGCGUUCACCUCGAACAAAUGGAGUUUGAUGCCGAGAGCUUCGUGGCUGCUUCCGGUAUCUCCGUCACGCUGAAGGAGACGGCGUCGAAGGCCAAUGCCGAACUCAAGGCCACCGACAGCACUGAGCCACCGUCAGAGGACGUCGGGACUCCAAAGAUCUUCUCCACACCAAGAGUGCCGCCGGCGCAGGCUUCCGACGAUGAGAAGACCUUCUUGAUCGGCGAACAGUUCGAGACUACGAUCACUGCGAAGAAGGACAAUCUGUUCAGUCAGCGCACAGCUGAAGAGGAGUCGCUGUUGGUGGAAGUCUGGGGAUACGACGUCAAGCUGUCUCACUACGUGGCUACCCCUGAUGACCUGAAGCCAACGACGGACGUCCCGAUGGACCUCCAGCAAGUGGAGUUUUACGUGUCGGUGGACGUAGAGGAGCGUGAGGUGGACGGACUGUACCACCCCGUUGCUGUGAAGCCCGACGGUGCACUACGCCUUCAUGCCAAUCGGUCUCGCAGGUUGAUUGUUCGCGUGACUCAGUCCGACCAGCAGCCAUUCGCUCUGACCGACAUCGUUCACGUUCGAAUCGCCGCCCCCGAUGCUCCUUCAGUUAACCGGACGGCUUCAAUGUCGAGGAUGAUGGGCAAGACAACGCAGCGGAUGCUGCCGUCGUCUCGCAUGAUCUACGACCACCACGAUCAGUCCUCGAGCGCUUCCGGUGACUCACAACUGGUUGAAUUGGGGUCCACAAGAUGGCAAGUGCUCGAGUUCCGGGGAAGUUGUGGGGUGGACGACGCAAGCCGGUCGCUGAACGCCGUGUUACGAUGGGAUCACGCCCCGAACAGCGACUUAGAACCGAUCAACACUGCAGGCGCUCGGUCCACGUAUCGCCUCGCGAUUGCGUUCACCACCCGCUGGUCGAAGGUGCCGAUCGUCAUCUCCAAGAGCUUGGUGGCUAAGGUCUGUGGGAGUACCGUGUCAGCUACUCAACGGUUCACGCGUGGUCUUGUAGCAUCGCGCACGGUUUGGUGGGCGAAGGAGAGUUUCAGCCGCAGCUACAGGCUAGGCACCUGGUAUGCAGCGGACAUCAUGGUAGACGACGGACCAUUGGAAGGUGAAAAGCCAUUGGAGAGGGACAACCCAGCCAACGAGGAAAGCGAUGGACAACCGGAGAACUCGCCGAGGACGUCUAAUACGACGAAUGUCGUGAUCGCCCACCACAUCAACGGCCUGCACCGCCUGGAAACCGCGAUGCAGCUGGAGCGCGUCCGCCAAAAAGUGUGGAUUAUCGUGAACUUGCGUCUGUUGUCGGCGUCCGACUCGAAUGCCGAAGCGAUGACGGCCACCAAGGUGAAUCUCUGCUUGGACGAGAUCUUCAAGAGAACUGACGACGAGGUUCAAGUGUUCGAGGGCGUGCAGUUCGACUCUCCUGGGCUCUAUCUCCGUCACUUGCGGCGCACCGAUCUGCUCAUGAACCUCUUCACAGGGAAGGUGGUGGAUCUGGCCACGGUCACGGGGGUCCAGAGCUCGUUCGAGACGGUCGAAGACGCGCAGUUGCAGCUCCGAGAGCACGUGAUCCACUUCGUCUCGGAGCCGACUCAACUCGUCGGCGGGGACCAGCUCGGAGGCGAGAUGAGCGGCUUCCUCAUGAUUUCGCUGUCUUCUUCGCUGGAUGAGGAGACAGCGGCCGCUGUGGUUGCACCUCUGGGGAGCACUACCGUCCGGCCGAAGACCCCUCCGAAAGCCGCUAACCACCGCGUAGCCUGGGAACGACAGUGGUUUGUGCUCAAGCGCCCGUUCCUCUAUGCCUACGAGAGCUUCGCCCGGAAGCAGCAGACGGGUGUGAUGGAUCUGUCGCUGUGUCAGUUGAUUGUGUCGACCGCGUCGGACGUGCCGUUUUCGUUCCGACUGGUGUGUGUCGAUGGUCGGAAGCAGUCGGCGGUGUGGUGGCUCCAGGCGUCGACGUCCGCCGAGAUGAGGGCGUGGCUAGUGGCCAUCGACCCGCUCAAGAUCGAGGCGCGACAGGGGGUCGUUGCAACGCCCCCUACAGCUACACCAGCACUCACAGCGUAG
Phytophthora sojae is the source of this 5064-nucleotide messenger RNA. RefSeq lists its product as hypothetical. Gene Ontology annotation, cellular component: microtubule; kinesin complex. Lineage: Eukaryota; Oomycota; Peronosporomycetes; Peronosporales; Peronosporaceae. The record is from RefSeq and is a predicted model, not a curated record. Gene Ontology annotation, molecular function: microtubule binding; microtubule motor activity; ATP binding. Bases 1 to 5064 code for a protein of 1687 amino acids. The transcript is spliced from 6 exons. Gene Ontology annotation, biological process: microtubule-based movement; cytoskeleton-dependent intracellular transport.